GGCGCCGCAGCCAAUGAGCGGCCGCCGCCGCAUCCGGGGCCCCGCGCGCCCCCCCGCCCGCUCGCGCUCGGCCAUGGCGGAGGCUGAACUUGAUGAACAGCAUUUCCAUGUCCAUCAGCCCAAGGAGCAGCAGAUGUUCUGGGUUGUUAUCCAGGCCUCAGCCCAUAUUGCUGUCUGAACUUCUGACCGAGCAUUGAAUGCCAGAAAGCAGGCCUCGGUUGGCAGGCAGAGUCCAAGAGUGGUGCCGUACCCAGCCCACAGUCUAUGUCCUGGAGAGCCUGGCCUUCAGAGUGCAGCAGUUGUGUCAAUGGGAUCAGCUGAUCAUCGACUGAACCUAGCAGAGAUCCUUUCACAGAACUAUGGUGUACGGGAAGAAAGGGAAGAAGAAGAAGAUACUCAGGAGAAACAGAAAUCCUUAGAAGAGCUGGAAAAGAGUUUCAGUGCCUCUCAGCUGGUGUUAUACUCGGUGAUUGUUCCAUUCCUGAUGAAGCUUUGUCCUCCUCUCGCUCAGAGCAGUGAAAUGCCGUUCGAGGAGCUGCUUGCACUUUAUGGCUAUGAGGCAUCUGAUCCCAUCUCAGAGCAGGACAGCGAGAGCAAUGACAUUAGUCCAAAUCUCCCAGAUAUGACUCUAGAUAAGGAACAAAUAGCGAAGGAUUUGCUUUCAGGGGAAGAAGAGGAGGAGACCCAGUCUUCAGCUGAUGAUCUGACUCCAUCCGUCACGUCCCAUGAUGCGUCAGACUUAUUCCCAAACCAGCCUGGCUCAAACAACUUUCUUGCUGAUGAAGACAAAGAGCCCUGUUCAUCUCCAUGUGCUUCCUCCAUGGCUGAGGAUUCAGAGGAGGAUUCCAUCCCAUCCAAUGAGUGUAAGAAGGAGAUCAUGGUUGGACCUCAGUACCAAGCUACUGUUCCCAUCCUUCACUUAAACAGGCACAGUGAAAAAGUGUUUUUUCUGUUAGCCUAUGAGAAUGAAGAUCAGCUGCUUUGGGACCCAAACAUACUCCCUGAGAGAGAGGUUGAAGAGUUCCUGUACCGUGCAGUGAAGCGGAGAUGGGACGAGCUGUCUAGCAGCACCCUCCCAGAAGGAGAGAUGGUGAAGGACAAUGAACAGGCUCUGUAUGAAUUGGUUAAAUGCAACUUCAAUGCAGAAGAGGCACUACGGAGGUUACGGUUCAAUGUGAAGGUUAUCAGAGAUGAGCUUUGUGCCUGGAGUGAAGAAGAGUGUAGAAAUUUUGAACACGGCUUCAGGGUCCAUGGGAAAAACUUUCAUCUUAUCCAAGCAAACAAGGUCCGCACCCGGUCAGUGGGGGAAUGUGUGGAGUAUUACUACAUGUGGAAAAAGUCAGAGCGCUAUGACUACUUCACUCAGCAGACUCGUUUAGGAAGGAAGAAGUACGUCCUCCACCCUGGAGCCACGGAUUUCGCCGACAAUGACUUGGAUGGGGGUGAAGUAGAAAAUGCUAGUCGUUCUCGGAGCUCCCCACCAAUUCCCUCUGCCACUAGCUGCCUGGACUCUCACUUUGGUCAAGAUCAGCUAGCAAUUGAGAGCGCAGAGCCCCUGAGCGUGGAGAGCACAGCCUGCAGCCUGGGCAGCAUGAGCGAAUCGGGGCAGGGCUAUGAGUGCAGUACUCCUUCAGAGACAAAUUGUUCCUUCGACCCCACAGAGGAGACGUCCUCAGGCACCAUCUCAGCUGCUUGCACACGACAUACUGUCAACCCCUCAGAAACGGGGCUCUACGCUUUGCCACCGGCAGUACCAGGACUGGCAGAGAAGCAGGAGACGUUGCAGAGCUCUGGUGAGACGAUAACCAUGGACUUCACUCUCCCUGCAGAUAUUAAUGAGGGUUUGCCUUUAAUUGCUGGCCCUGUGGAUUUGGACAGAGACCCAGAGGCAGUGGUGGCCCCUGCGCAAGUGUCCUUAUCGGUCACGGAUUUUGGCCUCAUUGGCAUCGGAGAUGUAAAUAGUUUUCUGACUGCUCAUCAGGCCUGCCCAGCACCUGUGGCUCGGUCAGAGCCUUUGUCACAGUGAGAGUCUCCAGUCACAAACUUGUCACAGACCCAGCAAGGACUUUGACUUGACUGAGUGAAAUCCUGGAACUUCCUCUGUUCCAUGGGGAUGGUUUGGAGCUGUUGGUCAGAAUCUGUCUUUCCAUCCUCCUUGAUCCAAGGCUACAGUGAAACCAAACACCUUUCUGCUCUAGUGUUUUCUGGCACAAUCACACAAAGCUGGUGGCUGGCUUAAGUGAGGGGGGAGCCCAUGACCCCCCAGUUCAUUGGCCAUGUGUCACCCCAGGUUAUGCCAGGCUGUUCAGAGAGUCCCUGCCCUCAGGACAGUGGAAUUGUCCUUUGGUACCAGUGGGACAGCCUGGUACAGCGAAGAUGUUUUCAGAACAGGGAUAUAUCAUGGGUGCUUCAGGGGCUGGGGCAGAGGAUGCAGUAUGGCGGUCCGAGAGCUUAGGAAAUCCACAGGAAGCACAGUCCACCCAGGCUGGAGGGCUGUUUGCCUGCAGAGAUGGGCAUGGUGAUGCCAAAGGCAGAUGAGUCGUGGCUGUUCACCCACAGAUACUGUGUCGCAAUAGAAGUCACUCUCCCUGUUCCUCUUCUAACAGCUAUCCUGCACCUACCGAGCUGUGAAUCAUGACAGGGAUGCACACUGCUGUUUUCUAACCUUUUGGAGCUGUUUCUGUCUUUCUGCCCACACCAUCGUCAGCUCCAGAUGAGAUGUGGCCUAUUCCAGCCCCUUGGCUAAAGCUUCAGAUCUUGGAAAGAGGUGCUGUGUGGUGAGGUAGCAUUGUGUGCACCUAGUCCUUCCCACCCUUCCUUCCAGUGCUCUGCCAUGGGCUGGGCCAUGGAGAACUUGUGCUAGAAAUAAAGGGAGUGUCUAGACUGACAAAGUGAUGUUGGCCCUCAGAGUGCUGCAGUGCUGCCACUUGUGUUAUUGGCAGUGAAAGACUUGACCCUUACUGGUUCUGCUGCAUUACAAGAGGGUUAAAUGCAGACAAAAACCUGUGUAACUUCCCAGCUUGUUCCAAGCAGGUUGUCAGCUGUGAAAGAAGGAAAGAGGAGGACCAGAACAUGAGAAGGGGUGGCAAGAAGGGGAUGCCUCCUACUUUUUUGGAUGACUGAAGCUAGAAUUCUGAAAGGGAGAAAUGGAGAAGCAGAAGCUGCUUCUGAACAGAAGGUGUCUGUAAGGAGGUAGCUCUCACCUGCUGUCCUGUCCCCAGCACGUGCCCUGCACCUCCCUGGGGCAGUGCUAUCGAACCUGGGCAAGCUGAAAGCAUGUAUAUGCAUCCUCAAAAGGCAGGAGGGCUUUCAGCCCUGCUAUCUCGUUGGAGUGGGUGGGACUUACCCAUAGCAGGACUGUGCAGCCUCAUUACUCGUCUGUGGGAGCACACUGCACACAUCCCAGGCAGGAGGUUUCUCAGCUCCCAGGGCACGAAGUCUAGGAAACCUGCGCUAGCAGAGGCCCAGGAAGGAGCACACCAGUCCCUGGGCUUCCCUGCCCCUCUCCACCCCCUUCCGCUCUUCUGAAACGUCACAAAAUGAAGCUCUCUCUUCUGAGAGGAAAGUAGUGAUGCUUCAAGGAGGUGACAAAGGUGGCAAUGCAUGCCAGUGAGGUGGCCAGAUGCUGGCACACGGUGUUGGAGUCCAGAGCUUCUUAGCUUCCCAGGUGUAUUCCAGAUCUGGGGUUUGCCACUGGCUUAAAUUCACAUGUUCUCAUUCCCUUUUCCCCUGUGCAGGGAACACUGCCUACCAACUUGCUGGGCAGGGCUCUGAUGUAGAUGUUCCCCUCCUCCAGCUACUUUCGGGAUUUGGGAAAGGGGCUUGUGAUGAGGUUUUUGUUAUUUUGGUAGAUGCCUUCUGGUUGUUACCCUGCAAUUAGUUCUGCUGUCCGUGGUCUUGAAAGAUGACUAAAACCAUUAGCCUGGAUCUUCCCCCUUACCCAGCCAUGCGUAGCUGCAUUCACCCCUGUAGUGGGAGCAUGGAGACAGCAUCAGACAGCUUCCCAAGAUGACUUAGCAUCGGAUCUUGUCUCUCGUUCCAAACCCCAGAUCUGUUUCGCCUGCGUUGGCAGGGAAUUGUUUUGGUCCCUGGCUAGCUCUGCUUAGAGGUGCUGAGUCCAAACACACACAGUUGUCUUGACCAGGCAUCACUUUGUGAAGCAGAUGUGCUAAAUCCAAGGUCUCCACACUGGCUGCUCCCAAUUGCUGGAAAGAGAAAGCAAAUAUGCGUGCUCGCUCCAUAGUGGAACUUCCCCAGGCUUUAAUUCCCCUUUUCUGGGGGAGAAAGGAAGCUUCCCUGGCUGGAAGGAGAAGAGGAGGCAGGGGGAGAGCAUCUGGAGCCCUCCUGGGGAGGGCUAGGCCUUGGCAUCUCCUCUCCGUCAGUCAAGAACAUUCUUAGUUUUCCUGAAACCAUUUUUCUUUGGUUUGUUUCAAGCCCUAAUAACAGGAGAGGCAGAAAUGUCUCUUAUUUAUGUUCUUCAGUGUUGUUUACAGAUUCGCAUGGGGUCUUUCAACAUGAGUGUGGCGCUCUUUCCAUAUAACAUUUUGGGAAAGGGGUGGAAAGGGCUGGGACAGGGAGGGGGAGUCACUUUCGGUUUUGGGAUUUUUUUGUUUGGUUGGUUUUUGGUUUUUUUCUUUUGGUUUGGGGGUUUUCUUUUUCCUUCUUAAAAAGCACAUUCACUUUGAGCCGCUCUCAAUGCUGGACUCUUUUCCAACCCCUCCCCCCCAAGCCCUACACUGUGAAGUGAUACUGCCUUGAAGACCCCUCGCCGUUAUUUAUUUAAUUAAAAACCUAAUUUGAAAGUGAA
This is a messenger RNA of Dromaius novaehollandiae (emu), 4807 nucleotides long. RefSeq names its product MIER family member 2 (gene MIER2). The transcript is spliced from 14 exons. Gene Ontology annotation, molecular function: histone deacetylase binding; transcription corepressor activity. The coding region runs from base 308 to 2026 and encodes 572 amino acids. Gene Ontology annotation, cellular component: nucleoplasm. Lineage: Eukaryota; Metazoa; Chordata; Aves; Casuariiformes; Dromaiidae. The record is from RefSeq and is a predicted model, not a curated record. Gene Ontology annotation, biological process: negative regulation of transcription by RNA polymerase II.